This is a messenger RNA of Miscanthus lutarioriparius, 270 nucleotides long. Lineage: Eukaryota; Viridiplantae; Streptophyta; Magnoliopsida; Poales; Poaceae. The record is from the annotation of a GenBank genome assembly.
AUGCCUUCACUCCAGAAAGCCUUGCCUCCAGAACUUGCUGAUAAUGUGCUCAGGUUAUAUCGUGAAUGCUUACGGAGGGCGAAGUAUAUUGGGCAUCAGAAACACAAUACAGAGCUUUUAGUCACCAUGGUGAGGCAACAAUUCAAGAAAAAUAUGCAUGAAACUGAUCCAGAGAAGAUACAGAAAAUGAAGGAUGAUGCUGCAAGGGGCCUUAUCAAUCAUAUUCUGUAUGAGUCUGAGAAGAUUACAGGACGCAAAUUUUCAGGUUAA